Messenger RNA from Cyprinodon tularosa, 1422 nucleotides. It is a transcript of the gene ascc1, whose product is annotated as activating signal cointegrator 1 complex subunit 1. Gene Ontology annotation, cellular component: nucleus. Bases 110 to 1174 code for a protein of 354 amino acids. The transcript is spliced from 9 exons. Gene Ontology annotation, biological process: DNA alkylation repair; regulation of DNA-templated transcription. Gene Ontology annotation, molecular function: RNA binding. NCBI's taxonomy places the organism in Eukaryota, Metazoa, Chordata, Actinopteri, Cyprinodontiformes, Cyprinodontidae. The record is from RefSeq and is a predicted model, not a curated record.
UGUCGUAACGUUAUUUAACGUUAACCAGAGCUAGCAUACGUGAGUGGCUUGCUAGCUGGUUACAUUUAAAGAUAAGUUUCGCACCAUUCUGUCUAAGUUUUACUUAACGAUGGAUAUCCUACGUCCCCCGCUUAUCAACAUAAACGGCAGAAUAUAUCGAAGGAAUAUAGUUAAAGAAGAACCAUAUGAAGAGGAAGAUGAUUUCUCGUACACUGGACCAUCUGAAAGUAAAGAUCUGACAGAGGAUGAAACCUGUGAUCUCCACCUCAUUGAAGAGACGGAUAAAGGAUACCGCUGCGCCAUUGAUGUCCCAAGUGUCCUUUACAAAUAUAUCAUUGGUAAAAAAGGAGAAACUCGUAGACGCCUGGAGUCUGACACCAAAACCUCAAUCAGUAUUCCAAAACAAGGAAUUGAAGGCCAAAUUGUUAUCACCGGUGCCCAAAAAUCUGCAGUUUCAUCUGCAGUCACUCGAGUGGAGGUCCUUGUGGAGAGUUUUAGAAAGAAACAGCCUUUCACUCACUUCCUGUCUUUCCCUUUGAAUGAUUCUAAAGUUCAAGAGGGAUUCCAGACCUUUAAAAAGGAGGUGUUGCAGCAGUGUUCACAGGACCACGGAGUGGAGGAAAGCAUCUUUCAAAACCCUGCGAAACUUCACUUAACCAUUGGCACCAUGGCUCUGUUAAAUGACACAGAAGUGAGAAAAGCAUUUGAUCAACUCCAAGAAUGCCAAAGUUUUAUCAGGGACAUCACUGAAGGAAAACCUCUGUUAUUGGAAGUGACCGGUAUAGAGUACAUGAAUGAUGAUCCAGCUAUGGUGGACGUCCUGUAUGCCAAAGUCAAUGUUAAAGAUGGAUCCGACAGGUUGCAGGUGAUUGCAGACCGGCUGGUGGAGCACUUUGUCUCUGUGGGGCUAAUGCUCAGGGAGUGGGACAGAGUGAAGCUGCAUGGCACUGUGAUGAACACACUGUUCAGGAAGGACUCUACAGUUGAAGACAUGGGUGGAGCAGGAAGACAAACCACAAGUGGAAGGGAGGCCUUUGAUGCUAGAAACAUAUUAAAGAAAUUUAGUAAUUAUAGCUUCGGGGAGCUUGAGCUGAACACAGUCCAGCUGUCACAGAGGUACUCAACAGACUGCAAUGGAUACUACUCAUCGGCUGGAAGCAUCAGCUUCUCAUGACCUUCAUCCCAGCCUUGCAUAAUAUUCUGAGGUGUGGAAGUUCGGAAACUUGUUCUGCAGAAGCUUCAAAUUGCAGUUUUUUGCUCUGUCCUCCAGGUGGCAGCAUAUAUUAGCCUUUUUUUUUUACCCUUCAGUGGAUUUGUUUAACACACAGAUUCUAAAAUAUUGUGUUACAGUGUAGAAGAAAAUCAAAAGAAAACCUGUAAAGGUUGCAUAAAAUAAAAAUAUAUACCUUCUGUAUUCAUUAA